Molecule: messenger RNA, 1933 nt
Organism: Pseudomassariella vexata
Lineage: Eukaryota; Fungi; Ascomycota; Sordariomycetes; Amphisphaeriales; Pseudomassariaceae
Exons: 2
Coding region: 114-1697 (527 amino acids)
Source: RefSeq, a predicted model, not a curated record
GACAAGCGCUUCGAUUCUAUACAUAUCUUUCUUGAAUAGCUGGUCUACAUUUCAUCAGUGACGGCAAGCUACCAGUAAACACCAACUCGCAUGCGAGCGCAUCGCAUUACCCCAUGGCGAAAGAGAAGGACCAACUAUCGCUUAACAGCAACUAUGAGGCCCAACUUCUCUACAAGUCGCUCGAGGACUUGAAAAAACGGCAGGAAAGUCGGACGAGGCGCCCUUGGAUCAUGCUCCUCACGCUACUGGUCCUCUUGAUCUCGGCAGGAGGUGGCAUCACGCUCGCGGUGAUUUUGCUGAUCCAUCCGGUCGAGGUGCAGGCUGCAUGCAUAUCGCGUGACCUGAUUCUAUUCGCCUCGUGUAUGGCCAUUCUGUACAUCGGCGUGCACAUUAGGGGGGCGCUGAAGAACUACACGAGGGAACAGCCUGGGCCUCCGCAGAUCUACGGCAAUUACCUCCAUGCGAGCGCGCUACUCAUUGCUCGAAUCGCCAUCAUGGUCUGGGUAGCGGCUUUGAUAGCGACGGCGGUUAUGAUUGCAAAGGCAAUGCCACUCGAGGGAUUCGCGGGCCGGGUGCCAUAUCUUAACCUAUUGGUUUGCUGUGGAGCGGUAUUCUCUUUCAUACUCAUCUCCUGCAAAAUCGAGCGGAACCCCAACCCCUUCGCCACGACGGGCUUCUCGCACAGCUCCCUGCUAACCUGCCGUGAGAGCACCUUCGCCAACGACGACCUGGAGGCAGACCUCAGCGUGUCCCGUCGCGCCUCGCUGCGGAGGAGCCGCUCCGGCGCUUCGGCCUCCAGCACCCUGGUAAGUCAGAAGCUGCGUGAAACCAGCAAGCAGAAGCCGAAGCCUAUCACCGUCGUCCGGGAACCAGAGGACGAUGAUGAUGCGAAGACGGAACUCAUGGCUAGCUCACCAAUUAUGGAUGCGCACGAUUUGCCCCCUGUCCCUGCUGUCCCGACGUCGCCUCCGGAGCCGACGUAUAAACCUCGAGGUCGGCGCAAGGAGUGGAACCACGUCACGCAGCAAGCCGGCGUGCUGGCCCUGACGGAGAAUUCAAUGGCGGGCGGCGCUUCGACUGUGGCUCCUUCUAGUUAUGCCUCAUCAUCACGCUAUUCGACGAACUCGGCUGUCUCAUCUCAGACGUCAGUCCCCUCAUCAGGUGGUCCAGUGCGAAAACACAGGAGAGCGACGCCGAGCUCUAGCAUCUCGAGUUCCGCAAGAAGAUCCAGACUGUCUACCGUGCGGUACGCGGAGAAGCCGGACGUCGCGGUCCAAAUGCCGAUCCGAAUCGUUAGUAGUCCGGAGAAGAGCGCCAAGGGACCCAUGUUACUGUCUGCUACGAUGGUGGAUAGUAAUCCUAGGCCACCAGGCGCUGGGGUGUUGGCGCCUCCCAGGCCGGUGAAGCCGGUUGCAUUGUUGAGGGAGGCGCAAUCACCGCAGAGGUAUGAGAGGGUGAUGUGGCAGCCUCCAGUGGCAUGGGGAACGAGGGAGCCAUCCAGGCGGGGAUCGGUGAGGGAGCUUGGGGCAGGGGCAGUAGGGCUGAGGAGGGAGUCGGGUGGUAGUGCGGUUCGCAGGGAGCCGACCCGGCCGGCGAAGACGAGGACCCCGACGAAACUCAAGAAGAGGCCCCCGCCGAGCCGAUAUCGAAAUCGAGAUCCGGCAGAGAUGCAGCAUUCGAAUAAUACUAGGAUAUAAGUGUGCUGGGUGCCUGUUCCUAGUUCGGUUUCGGUGGUGGGAUGGUCAAGGCAUUGUCAUGUGGGACUGUCACUGCGAGCAUGGAGUGGAAUUGCAUUUGUAUUUUGCGUAAUGUAAUAUAGGGCCAUCACUUUGCUUAUAGAGAGAUACCACAAGGAUAGCGUCAGCGUCAGCGUCAAGAGAAGGUUGGGCCGAGGGAGCAUAGAUGGGCGUCUAGAUUAUCAUGGGAAUUCAAU